AUGGAGGCCAUUCGCAAGGGCUCGGUUGCCGUGUCCUUCGUCGUCGAAAAGCGAGCGGGCAAAUCGUUCUGCAUCAACCACCUCUUGCGGCGCCUGCUUGGGCUCGAUGAAAGUCAGGAGCGCGGUAAGAUCCCUCCGCCGUCGGCUGACGAGCAGCGUUACCGCAUCGAGCUCGUGCAGGAGAUGUGUCAGCAGCGCAAGUACCGCCUUCGUAUGGAACUCGAGAAGCAGAGGCACGAGCACGACAAAGGCCUCGAGAGUACUAUGGAUGGGAAGGUCAAGCUCGACAGCGAGUCGGAGGUUGAGCGCAUGCUGGCACUGCGAUUCAUGGAGUCAUCGCUGAAGACGCACUACGUCUCAACCAGAAACGAGCAAGACAUGGGCGCAGAUCUGCGAGACGUGGCCAAGGAGCUGCGCACGAUGCGAGGCGAUGGGCGAGAAGAUCUGUGCACCAACAAGCUGAUCCUCAGGAUCCCGUAUCAUCAUGGCGGUUAG
This is a messenger RNA of Acanthamoeba castellanii str. Neff, 495 nucleotides long. RefSeq lists its product as uncharacterized. The coding region runs from base 1 to 495 and encodes 164 amino acids. Lineage: Eukaryota; Discosea; Longamoebia; Acanthamoebidae. The transcript is spliced from 3 exons. The record is from RefSeq and is a predicted model, not a curated record.